Messenger RNA from Loa loa (African eye worm), 212 nucleotides. RefSeq lists its product as hypothetical. The record is from RefSeq and is a predicted model, not a curated record. The transcript has a single exon. The annotation marks the transcript as partial. Lineage: Eukaryota; Metazoa; Nematoda; Chromadorea; Rhabditida; Onchocercidae.
AUGUUGAACACUAUAAUCAAAGAUGCUCAACCGGCAAAGCGAAAGCUGGCGGAUCUUCUCGACGAAGCAAAAGCAGUGAACUUAACGCCUCCUGAUCAACAUUUAUCGGUGGAUAAAAAGCAGCAACAAUUUGAACUCAAAAGAAGGACUAUAGAAGAAAAAAUAAGGCGUCUAAAAGUCUAUGUUGGUAUACUUGGAUCAAUCAACGAAAA